GACUCUGUCUGAUAUGAUAUUUUAAGUUUUCCUUUCAGAUUGCAAGAUGGCAGCAACAACAGCAGCUACAUUCUCCAUUGGGUCCGUGACUGGUACCCAGACACACCAAGUUUCAAAAUUUAAGCCCCUCUGCAUGAAGUUCAACUCUGCCAACUCUCUUAAGAGUUUCAGCGGUCUCAAAGCAGCAUCAUCUUUAAGCUGUGAAUCAGAGUCGUCAUUCUUGGGCAAGGAAAGCAGUACUGCUCUUCGAGCCUCUUUUGCACGAAUGGCUGAAGAACAAAGUAGGAGAACAGAAAAUUGUGUCCAGCCGCAGGCUUCAGCUUUCAAAGUGGCUGUUCUUGGAGCUGCUGGAGGAAUUGGCCAACCCCUUGCACUUCUGAUCAAGAUGUCUCCUUUGGUCUCGGAUCUACAUCUUUAUGAUAUUGCAAAUGUUAAGGGAGUAGCAGCUGAUCUCAGUCAUUGCAAUACCCCUUCUCAAGUUCUGGACUUCACAGGUAAUGGCGAAUUGGCUAAUUCUCUGAAAGGUGUAGAUGUUGUUGUCAUACCUGCUGGAGUUCCAAGAAAGCCGGGCAUGACUCGUGAUGACCUGUUCAACAUUAAUGCCAGCAUAGUCAAGAACUUGGUUGAGGCUGUUGCAGAUAACUGCCCAGAUGCCUUCAUCCACAUCAUCAGCAACCCAGUCAAUUCUACGGUGCCAAUUGCAGCAGAAGUGUUGAAGCAGAGGGGUGUUUAUGAUCCAAAGAAGCUGUUUGGCGUUACAACUCUGGAUGUCGUUAGGGCAAACACAUUUGUUGCACAGAAGAAGAACCUGAAGCUCAUUGAUGUGGAUGUCCCAGUUGUUGGGGGACAUGCUGGGAUUACUAUUCUUCCGCUGCUCUCCAAGACAAAACCAUCUGUUAUUUUCACAGAUGAAGAAGUAGAGGAGCUCACAGUGAGGAUCCAAAAUGCUGGAACUGAAGUAGUAGAGGCAAAGGCAGGAGCAGGAUCUGCUACUCUGUCUAUGGCAUAUGCAGCAGCAAGAUUUGUUGAAUCAUCUCUUCGUGCCCUGGAUGGAGAUGCCGAUGUCUAUGAGUGCGCAUUCAUCCAGUCAGAUCUGACUGAGCUGCCUUUCUUUGCAUCGAGGGUUAAGCUUGGAAAGAAGGGUGUCGAAGCCGUGAUAUCAGCUGAUCUCCAAGGGUUGACUGAAUUCGAGGCGAAGGCCCUAGAGGUUCUUAAACCAGAACUGAAGGCCAGCAUUGAGAAAGGUGUAGCAUUUGCACAGAAGCAACCAGCGAUGGCUUGAGUUAGAUAUCUGAAGCAGAAGCUAUAACUUUAUGAGAUAGUUCAGGUGGAGAUCCAAGGCUGAGUUAGAGCAUGUAAUUGUUUUAAGUUCCAAAUUUUCGUGGGGCUUCUUCACAUUUCAUGCACCACUCUGAUGUCUUUGUUAAUUUGUUACCAUAUUGGCUUGUGUUAGACAAUAUCUAAUUCUCUGGAGAUGAAUUUCCUCUCUUUGCA
Macadamia integrifolia is the source of this 1494-nucleotide messenger RNA. Its product is annotated as malate dehydrogenase, chloroplastic-like. Gene Ontology annotation, cellular component: mitochondrion; cytoplasm. Gene Ontology annotation, molecular function: L-malate dehydrogenase (NAD+) activity. The transcript is spliced from 2 exons. The coding region runs from base 47 to 1282 and encodes 411 amino acids. Gene Ontology annotation, biological process: malate metabolic process; tricarboxylic acid cycle. Lineage: Eukaryota; Viridiplantae; Streptophyta; Magnoliopsida; Proteales; Proteaceae. The record is from RefSeq and is a predicted model, not a curated record.